CCCCCCCCCCAAACAACAAUAACAAUAACAAAACCGUCAACGAAAUUGACUUUAUGAUUCAAAUUGUACAGAAAUAGCGUUGACAAUAGGAAUCCCGAAAAAUAAAAAAAUAAUCUACAUUUUCGAACAUCUCUCCACUAAAGCGGCAACAACACGACUGUGGGGCAUGAGCAACUUUGUGGAAAUCGACGGCUCUUAUUUGGAAGGCGGCGGUCAGGCGCUGCGCAAUGCCAUCAGCCUGAGCGUUAUACUCAAUCGUCCGGUGCGUGUGGUCAAGAUACGUGCUAACCGACCUAAACCCGGUUUAUCACAUCAGCAUUUGCAUGGCGUUCAUCUCUUGCGAGCUAUUUCACAAGCCGAUGUAAAUGGCGAUGCGCUGCUCUCCACCGAGCUGGAGUUUACGCCACGCCGCAUCGAGGGCGGCAUGUACAAGGUGGACACACGCACAGCGGCCAGCAUAACGUUGAUCUAUCAAAUGGUGAUGCCAGUGCUGUUAUUUGCCAAUAGCUCAUCACGAGUUGAUGUCACUGGCGGCACAAAUGUCGCGUUUUCACCCCAGGUGGAGUAUAUGCAGCAGGUGCUGUUACCCAGCCUCAAGCGUUUUGCUGCCAACACGGCUAUGGAACUGACGGUCUUGCACCAUGGCUUCUAUCCUCGGGGCAAUGGACGUUGUCAACUCAACGUGGAACCGUUGCAGCAGCCGUUGACAGCAGCUCAAUUCAUGGAUUUCGGACAAUUUCGUGAGGUCAAAGGCGCUGCCUACUAUGCGGGUCGUUUGCCCAAAUUCAUUGCUUACGACUUGCAGCAUUCGGCCGAGCGUGAAAUCCAUCGUCUAUGGCCAGAUCAUCAGUGCAACAUUCAGGUGUUUAAGCACACACCGGAUCGUGCACGUGAUAAUGGAGCCGGCAUCAUAUUGACCGCUUUGACCAGCACCGGUUGCGUUCUCGGCGCCGGCUCAGUGGGCGAGAAGAACAUCGAUGGUCAUAUGAUUGGCUCGAAUGCGUCAUGUGAGCUGGCCGGAUACAUUAAGAACGAGGUCUGUGUUGAUGCGCAUCUGCAGGAUCAGUUGAUAAUUUUUAUGGCUUUGGCUAAGGGUUGUUCGCGUAUGCGCACAUGUGCGUUGUCCAAGCACACACGCACUGCCAUCUAUGUGGCGGAGCAGAUGACUGGCGUGAAAUUUAACAUUGAGUAUGGUGACUUUGGUCAGACGUUUGUCAGUUGCGAGGGUCUGGGACAUUUUAAUAAUGUGUAACAAGACUGUUUGUAGUACUCUUAAAUUAUU
This is a messenger RNA of Drosophila albomicans, 1282 nucleotides long. RefSeq names its product RNA 3'-terminal phosphate cyclase (gene Rtca). Gene Ontology annotation, cellular component: nucleus. Gene Ontology annotation, molecular function: RNA-3'-phosphate cyclase activity. The coding region runs from base 167 to 1252 and encodes 361 amino acids. Gene Ontology annotation, biological process: RNA processing. The record is from RefSeq and is a predicted model, not a curated record. The transcript has 2 exons. NCBI's taxonomy places the organism in Eukaryota, Metazoa, Arthropoda, Insecta, Diptera, Drosophilidae.